AUGAAACAAUGGUUCACAAAAGUCAGAGAAAAAUAUGCCCGAGUUAUAGGACCACUGUUGCGCCAAAAAGCCGAAGAUCUUGCGAAAAAAAUGGGUAAAGAUGAUUUUGUGGCAACAGAAGGUUGGUUUCACCGAUCGAAGAAACGCGAAAACAUUUCAUUCGUUAAGCCACAUGGAAAACAGGGAGAUGCAGACCAAGUAGCUGCACGGUCGGCAUUACCUGAGCACACUUACGUGUUUAAAAAUGAAAAAACUAGAGGAACUAAAACUAGUAAAGAUUGUCUAACCAUAUUAUAA
Molecule: messenger RNA, 297 nt
Organism: Sipha flava (yellow sugarcane aphid)
Lineage: Eukaryota; Metazoa; Arthropoda; Insecta; Hemiptera; Aphididae
Product: tigger transposable element-derived protein 4-like
Exons: 2
Coding region: 1-297 (98 amino acids)
Source: RefSeq, a predicted model, not a curated record